Spirodela intermedia is the source of this 1634-nucleotide messenger RNA. Lineage: Eukaryota; Viridiplantae; Streptophyta; Magnoliopsida; Alismatales; Araceae. The record is from the annotation of a GenBank genome assembly.
AUGGAAAACUGUGAAAAAACUGAAGGGAAAGAUCAAGAUGACAAGGUGAUGGAUGUUGAUGGUAGCUGGAGAUCUUCGAAGUUGAUUGACGUGCUGAGAAGCUUCCUUGGAAUUCAACAAAGGAGAGCAGAAGCCUACUCAAAGCUACGGAGGUACUGAAAAGCCCUAAUCCAUUUCUGUUUUAUUCAUGUGUGAGCUCAUCUCCUUGUUUCCAUGGCAGUUAGUUCUCCCAUGCGUUUUAAGACGUACUCAUUUUCAUCUAUGAUUUUCUUCGUGUCAAGUAAUUUUUAGACGAGUUCAAUGAUAAAAUUAUAAAAAUAAAUAUUUUUUUAAUUUAAUGUGGUUUGGCACAUUCGGCCAUUGGAGAUAGAUAAAUACACAUCUGUGAUUGCAUUUAUUAUAAUAAUUGCUGACAUUGUUUUAAGAUGUGGUUCCAUAGUUCUCGAAAUUUUAUGGCUUGCCUGCUAUCAUGGUGCCUAUUAAAAGAUAUUUUUUUAUAUUUCUAGUUGUAUAAUGGGCUUUUCUGAAAGGGGAAUAUUACUUGGGGUUUUUGAGAAAAUGAACCGCCGCAGAAAAAUAUGUAAAGAAACCAUAUGAUUUCUCACAUAAGAGAGAAAUCGGUGUUUAAUGUCUCACAUAAGCUUUUGUGCUCUUCGGUGAUUUCAUUCUGUACAUCUGCUUAGUUCCAUCUAGAAAUUAAAUUAUUUAAAUCUUAUUGGUAUGAACUAUUUGGUUGUCUCCAUAGGGGGUUUUCUGAAUACAUGGUCAGCGGAGGAGACUCAACCUACCAAGAGCUAUGUGCGGAGGUUACAGCAGAGUUCAGCGAUUGCUCAAAGCGAGUGGGUCAAAACAUUCCUCUCUCGAUUUAAAUCUUUUGUGAGGGGAAGAUCCCAGAUGAAGAAAAACUCACUGCAGGUUCUUGAAAUGGAAUCGCUGCUGGCUGACCCAGAUUUGUGCCGGGGCGAUCUGUCCGCCCUUCUGAAGGCUGUUCAAGAACAGGAGAAGCACAAGCUGCGACUGGUAAGUUCUUAUUUUUUGCUCUCAUCCUUCAUCAUAAUUAAUUUAAGAGCAAAAUAAAUAAGCCAAUCCGCCAGACAAGUUCACCAAAACGGAUUUGGGUUCCCCAUUAGUGAUACUGAAGGCCGUCCAAGAACAGGAGAAGGAGAUACUGAAUUUAGUAAAAAAUAAUUAAUUUUUUUUGCUCUUUAAAAAUAAAAAUUAAGAGCAAAGAUCAAUACACCACUCUGCUAGACAAGUUCCGAAGCAGACUGAGGGUUCCCAUUUGAUCAAAUCAUUUGCUAUUUCUACACAUGUGGCAACAGACGGCGCAGAUCCAGGUGCUGAAGAAGGCGGGCCGGCCCUCGGAGCAGCUGGUGAGCCAUGAGGGCUGCUCCAGGGGGCCUUCAGAGCAUGAGUGCGUCCACAUCCGGCAGCUGACGGAGGCUGAUGGUGUAGAGGACGCAGAGGCCGAUGCCGCAUAUGACGAGGCCCUCAAGGGCGCCAUCAGGGGCGUGCAGGAGGCUGUGACCUGCAUCAACGAGCAUCUGGAGGAGGUCCGCUACGAGAUCGAGGCCCUCAAGGCAGAGCAGCUUGAAGAGCUCCUGGAGAGGUCAGCGGCAGUGAAGAUCGGCUGA